AUGGACGCCUUCAUCGAUACACAACUCCACCCUGUCGACACUUGCGUUGUGUGCACAGAGCCCUUCAGUGCUAAACACCAGCCCGUCACGUUGCCAUGCAAGCAUAUCUUCGGUCACGAAUGUAUCAAGAAAUGGUUGCGCAGUGGUCGUGGGAAUACAAGCAGUUGUCCGAAUUGUAGAUUCGUGUUUUUUGAGAAGAAAAACCCCAAAGCCGCUUUCGACGCGCCAUCAAUAUGGAAAGCAUUGUGCGAUCAGCCUCCGGAGCGACUUCACGCUUUCAUGGGCAAAGUCUGGGACGGGCUGCGUGUGCUCUGGCAGCGGAAGCCAGACGGCAAAUUCUCGGUUACAGAGAUCUUGGAUCAGGCGAUUAUCCCUGCGCUGGUUCAGACCGCAAGUGGUAGUGGAGCGCAGAUCCAAGAACAAGAUGCUCUUGCAGAUUGUUACAACCUUGUCGCCGCAUCCUGGGAUUCUCUAGGACGACCAAACAGUGCGCAUGGAUUGGCCAUUCCUCUCGUUCGUCUAGCACGUUUGAUGUCCGCCGCAUCUAGCAUGCUGCCAAAGUGGCUGACGACUGUGCCGCGAACAAACCGACUAUUCUGGAAGGCAAACGCGUGUCUUGGUCUCACCGAGGAGAAAAUCAACUGGGAUUGUUUGAUGGAGGCGGCGAAGUUGGAAAACGAGCGAUACUUUCCGCUGCUACAUCUUUACACCAUGCUCGCAUCGCAGAGCAUCGCGCACAACGCACAACCCACGCAAUGGCCUGUGCGACGACAUGAGGUCAUGAACCUAGUUCUCGAGCGGUGUUGUGUAAAGGUUGGAGGGGAUCACUGGAAAGGGAAGCCGUCGAAUCAAUUCAAGGACGUGUUGGUCGUGGUGUAUGAAGAGCUUAGGCGGUAUCAUCUGGAGAAGAACAGGAUGAGUCUGAGAGGGCACGAUGGAGAAGAGGGCGUUGUCAAGGGAGUCUGGGCACUCUCGAGUUGGAUCGUACGGAAGGAUGGUGCUGCUCGUUGA
This is a messenger RNA of Dothidotthia symphoricarpi CBS 119687, 1011 nucleotides long. RefSeq lists its product as uncharacterized. Gene Ontology annotation, biological process: interstrand cross-link repair; protein ubiquitination. The transcript has a single exon. Bases 1 to 1011 code for a protein of 336 amino acids. Gene Ontology annotation, cellular component: nucleus. Lineage: Eukaryota; Fungi; Ascomycota; Dothideomycetes; Pleosporales; Dothidotthiaceae. Gene Ontology annotation, molecular function: ubiquitin protein ligase activity. The record is from RefSeq and is a predicted model, not a curated record.